CGGGCGGGGAGGGCGGGGCCCAGACGCUGUUUGUGUGCUCGGGCCGCGACGGGAGCCGGGGCCGCCGCAGCACUGCCCAGCAGAGCCGACGCCAGCGCCCCGCUCCGUGCCGCGGCGUCGCUGCCUUCCCGCUUCGCAGGGCGCGCGGCGCAGCAGCAGCCCGGCCAUGACCAGCAGAGGAGCUGCCAGGCCGAAUGGGCAGGCCCAAGCUAGCAAAAUCUGUCAGUUCAAGCUGGUGCUGCUGGGUGAGUCGGCGGUGGGGAAAUCCAGCCUGGUGCUGCGCUUCGUCAAGGGGCAGUUCCACGAGUACCAGGAGAGCACCAUCGGGGCGGCGUUCCUCACACAGUCCGUCUGCCUGGACGACACAACGGUGAAGUUUGAGAUCUGGGACACGGCCGGCCAGGAGAGGUACCACAGCCUGGCCCCCAUGUACUACCGGGGGGCGCAGGCGGCCAUCGUGGUCUACGAUAUCACCAACCAGGAAACGUUUGCGCGGGCGAAGACAUGGGUGAAGGAGCUGCAGAGACAAGCCAGCCCCAGCAUCGUCAUUGCCCUGGCUGGCAACAAGGCCGAUCUGGCCAGCAAGCGCAUGGUGGAGUACGAAGAGGCGCAGGCCUACGCAGAUGACAACAGCCUGCUGUUCAUGGAGACGUCGGCCAAGACAGCGAUGAACGUGAACGAUCUCUUCCUGGCCAUCGCCAAGAAGCUGCCAAAGAGCGAGCCCCAGAGCACGAGCGGUGCGGCGGGGAGGAGCAGAGGCGUGGACCUUCAUGAGCAGAGCCAGCAGAACAAGAGCCAGUGCUGUAGCAACUGAAGGGCGGCCGGCGGCAGCGGCCCGCGGGCAAGAAAGAGCGAAGCCGUUAACGUCCCCCCCGUCCCCCACACCCCCCUCCGUACCGGCACACUGAGACCCGUCGGAAGCAGCCCCCCCAGAGCUCCGUCUAACUGCACUUUUUAACGCUUCAGAGCCGCUGCCAGAGCCCCGUUACCACCCGAUGGCCUGGAACCAGAUCCACCGGGGACUUAACUUCCAGAACCGAACUCUUCUUCACUUUGUAUUAUAGGUGCAGAGAGCGACCUAACUCCCCUUCUGCCCCGCCUGUGCCCCCCUCCCGCCUCCCCCUUUGCUUUGGUAAAUCCUGCUCUCGGUCCCGCCGGGGCGCGGGGACGCGAGGAGGCGGCCGCGGCACCCUCAGACGUCGGCUUUGUGGUGUGGGGUUGGGAGCAGACCCCCGCAGAGCGGCAUUCCCCCGAGCGGGCUGCCGUGGGGUUAUUUUUAUUUUCUUUUUUCCCUCUCUUCCCUCCUCUUUCUUCUGUUUCGCUGCCCGGGGCUGGGGGGGAAGCUGCGGUGUCCUUACCUUCUUCCUCGGUGGCCUUUUUUUGCUGGAGGAUCGGAAGUGCCUGGGAACCUCUCACGGGGGAGGGGGGACGCGGGGAGACAGCGGGGACCCCGAGCUCCGGCCCCGAGCACUGCCGGCCGCGGGGCCGGCACACUUGCCCCCCGGUGGAGCCGUGCAAAUCCC
Cygnus atratus (black swan) is the source of this 1523-nucleotide messenger RNA. RefSeq names its product RAB5B, member RAS oncogene family (gene RAB5B). NCBI's taxonomy places the organism in Eukaryota, Metazoa, Chordata, Aves, Anseriformes, Anatidae. The transcript has 6 exons. Gene Ontology annotation, molecular function: GTPase activity; GTP binding. The record is from RefSeq and is a predicted model, not a curated record. The coding region runs from base 167 to 814 and encodes 215 amino acids.